AAAAAACACAAAAAACAAACAGUUCUAUUUGUGUUAAUAAGGUGAAUAAAUAAAAUUUAUAUUUCAAAAGAGUUUGCAAAUGCUCAGAUUAGAUAAAAGAUGGCUGAUAAGAUUGUUAAAGCUUUUGAGGCUUUGAGAAAUCAUUAUCUCCAAGAACCAACACAUACUCUUACUCAAGUCCAAACUUCAGAAAGUGAUGGAGCUGUAAUUAAAAAAAAGGAUGCACUGUUAAGUGUACGAGAAAGAAUCAGCCAUUGCAACACAAUAGCAGAUUUCCUACCAUUGUCUAGUGUAAAGGAUAUCAGUGAUUUUCCUCGUUUGUUUACUUUGGCUAUUGAAUUGCUCUUGAUAUGUUGUGAUGACAAUGAAGCAGAUGUGCGACUCUUAGCUGGUGAAUGUCUCAACAAAAUAAUGAAGGGUUUUCUUCAUUCAAAUAUUGGAAGAAUCCAGGUUGAACUUUAUAAAGAAAUAAAAAAGAAUGGUUCAAGUCGCUCACUGCGAGCUGCAAUGCAAAGGUUUGGGGACACUUGCUAUUUGAUUCAUCCAAACAAGUGCAGACCGUAUGUUGCAAACCUAUUACCUUGUAUUGUAAAGAUUGCAAAGCGAGAAGAUGAUGCAAUUCAGGAAACUCUAGGUGUUAUGAUGAGCAAGCUGUGUCCAGUUAUCGGGAAGUUCAUGAAUGAAGAUGAUGUAAAAAUUUUGAUGAAGAAUUUUUUGCCAAACAUAAAGUCUAUGUCUGCAUCACUACGCCGUACUGCUGUAGGUGUUUUAGACUGUCUUUGUGAAAACUCUAGGAAACCAACACAUUUUUACAGCUGGCUUAUUAGCAUGUUGUUAGGAAUGGUCACACCUCUAACGUCCAGUAUGCCAUCUAAUACUAUUCUUGGAGUAUUGUUAUGUUUUCGUGGCAUUCUUCCAAAUCUUAGUGAUUCUGCUCAGCUAAAGCUUAAUUAUACUGAUCCUGUAAUAGAGAAAGCAAAACAUGCAGCUAAUUUUAGUAAAGACAGAGUACUUGAAAAAAAACAGUUUUUGCAGAUUUAUGAAGUAACUAUGUUUUGUACAAAACAUGGUGAUCACAAUAUUGUUACUGCUGCUCUGGAAACAUUGAAUCAAAUUUUGUUAUGUCAAGCCAAGUUUUUAACAUCGAUAUUACUUUCUCCUACAGGCAUAGCUGCUACUAUAACAGGUCAACUACCUGAUUUAUUAGAUGAAUCUUUAUCUUCAAGCCAAAUGGGAGAUUCUGGAUUGUCUAAUGAUUUAUAUAGUUUAUCAUCAUCAACCAGUGAUAUUUUUAACAGCAAAAAAUCAGAUGAUGAUAUUGCAGAAUCAAGUUUAGAACCAAGCGUUAACAAUUUAUGGGAAGUUCCCAAGAUUGAUUAUUUUUCAAAUAUAAUGAUUACAGAUAAAAAUGAUUUUGUAUCAACUGAAUCCAUUUCAUCUUAUAAUCUUGAUGUUCCUAAUGACUCUGAAGGAGGUUUGGAUUUACCUCGAACAUAUACUCAAGGAAGUAUGGUUAACAUUGAGUCUCAUACCGAUGGCUAUGUUACUGAUCAAAGUUUUGGUAUUGAUAGUCAAGAUGAUCUUUCUAGUUGCACGUUUGAAGAUCCACGUCAAAAAGAUUUGCUUAAUAAAGAUUCUUUUGUUGCUUUACAAUCGCUAUUUAAUUUUGACCCUGUGUCAUGCACUGGUGUUCCAGCUUUGCAUUGUGUUCGCGUUAUGUGUUCUUUUUUGCUUCAAGGAAAACCAGGUUGUGUAUUACCAGAUAAUCAAACUAGAGUUAGUGUCAAAGCUUUGGCUUUAAGUUGUAUUUGCUCAGCUUUGAAAAUAUUUCCUGAAGCUUUUGUUGCUAAGGCGUUGCCAGACGACAUUGAUUUUAGUAAUGGUCAAUUGGUUAGGGACAUCAUGCUAUUUAGUACUCACGAUGAUCCACAUCUAAGAGGAUUAGUUGCAGCUAUUGUAUCAAGUUUUAUAUGUUGUACAGUUAAACAGGCUGGUGGAGAAUUUACAAAUUGGAUUGAUAAAGUUACAACCUUUUACGAAACAGAUUUACUUGAUUUAAAACAAGUCAUCAAUGUGUUGUUAGUAAUCCUAAAUGAUGAAUCUGCGACAGCUGUAAAACAAUGUUGUCAAGCAAUUUCACAAUGUAUUCAUGCUAUACUAGAAUCUACUUGUAAUUUACUGGGUUAUGAACUAGUGUGGAAGCUGUUAGAUCAUUCUAGUUCAACAUAUUGGCUAGUGAAGGUUGAAAUUAUGGAAAUCUUUCAAGUUCUUAACUACCCAUUGCUGCAUAUUCUUCAAAAUUCUUGGGUGCAUUUGAAGUCUAUUCCAAGGAUAAAUGUAAAACAUGCCAGUAUCCAAGAUCAAGUUAUUGAUGUUCUUUUAAAGCUUUUGGGUGAUGAAGAUCCAAGAGUAAGAAGCAAAGCUGCAUCAGCUCUAGUUAAUGUUGUACCAAAAUUGUAUUGCCCUAAUGAGAUAAAUAUCUGCUGCCUGCCCAGCCUAUCUGUCCAUGUAUUAAACAACAAGAACUCAAUUCACACUAAUCUUACUUACUUAUUACGAAAGCUUAUGCUGCAUCAAAAGAAGUUCUCCUUGAAAUAUGUGCAGCUUGGCUGUUUAGAGUGUUUUUACUUGCUUUCUAUUUCUUACCCUGUUUCUCUACAUCCAUUUUCGUGGGAGAUGCUACCUGGUUACUCAGUGAAAGAAAGUCAAUCAAGCAAUAACUUUCGUAAAAAACUUGAUUUUUCAGAAGUUCAAAAAAGUUCACUGGGUUUGUUGGUUUUCACACUUGAUCAACUUUCUUCAUCAUGGAUCGGUUUAGAUCUUGUUGCACAUGAGCAAGCUUUAAAGUUAUCUGUUCACUUAUUAUGUGGAGCAAGCAAAAGGUAUUUGAAUGACAAAGCACAACUAUCUAAGGAACACAACCAAUCCAAUUUGCUUGAUACAGCCGUUGGAGAGAAUAUGUGGUCAUCACUUGGCAAUGCAGAGCUAACAUCGUGUGCGCAAAAAUUGUUUCUACAUUUAUUAAAAUUGUUUUCAAUUUUGCUGCAUGUUAUUGAACAAAUUAACCCACUUAUUCUAAAGAACAAAGAUAAAGUUCCAGAUAGCGUUUCUUCACCUCAACAGCCUUUAACAACUGGUGUAACACCAACUUCAAAUUCUCCUCGUAAAUUUAGUAUUGUAAAAUCAGCUACAAAAAAACAAGAAGCAGAAUCUGAAAAGUUGAAAGCUAGUGAAAAAGAUCCUAACUUACCUAACUUAAAAGAUCCUAACUUUCCUAACUUAAACCAUGAUUCAAAAGUUACAUCACCUUAUACUCAUGUCUUUGACAAAAAUGAGAAACUUGGGUUUUUCCAAAGUUCUCCGCACUUUAUGAACAUUUACGUGAUGCUGAAAGGUGUUUUUAAAAAUUAUCAAGUUUCACCUGUUUCAUCUUCAUUGGAUAAGUUUACUUCGUUUGUAAAAAGCGUUUUGGAAACAUUUAGUAUGCUUUUGGAGCUAGCUACAUUUGUUGAAUUAGGGCCUUAUGUUGAAGAAAUUCUUGAGUAUAUUAAAACAACUGUUUUGGUAGAUGAAGAAGCAUCAUUUUUAGCACUUCAACAGCUAUUAAAAGGUUUGUUUGGUACAAAUGCAGCUAAUCAACCAGAAACAUUUAAACUCCCUGAAAGUACACAACAGUUGGUAAAGUAUCACGGUGAUCCCACAUACUUUUAUGAAGAAAAUAACUUCUCUAAUUCUCUAGAAUAUGAGACAGAGGAUGUUUUUGAAUCAUGCUUUUUAGUUCCCUAUAACCAUGUUUAUGAAUCAUUAAAACGUGUGCCACAAGUGGUUGAAAAUAGAUCAAGAGCUGUAAGUUUUUUGAAAUCAUUUAAAAAUCCAUUUACUGCAAAUAGACCUUUGGAUAAGGUUAGCAAAGAGAAGAUGUCUUCAAUUCAGUCUUAUAUUCGCAUGUUUGAGCCGCUUGUUAUUCGUGCCUUAAAAUCAUACACAACCACCAGUAGCACUUCUUUGCAGUGCCAGACAAUACAUCUUAUUGAUCAAUUAAUAAGAUUGCGUGUAAAUUACUCAUUGCUUGAUAGUGAUCAAGUUUUUAUAGGCUAUGUUUUGAAGCAGUUUGAACUUGUUGAGCAAGGUCAAAUUAGAAAUCCGGAACUUUUUAUUCCAACUGUAUUUCAAUUCUUAGUUCUUCUUUCAUAUGAAUGUUUUCAACCUAAAUUUACACAAGCCAAAGCUAUUAUUGGGAUGCCACGUAUAAUGCGUCUUUGUGAUAGUGUGAUGGCAUGUGGUCAGCCUGUUCAUUUAUAUGCAAUUCCUGCAUUGAAACCUAUUGUUCAAGACUUAUUUGGAUCUUCAAGUCAAGUUAGAUCAGACAGUGGUAAAGAUUUAGACAUUCAACGAGAAGUUGUGGUAUCCAUGUUGCUCAGAGUUAUACACUACCCACAAGUACUUACUAUGUUGAGACAUGUCCUAAUUAAUUCAAAAGCAGAUGAUGAGAGAUGGAAACGAUUAUCUAGACAAAUAAUUGAUACUCUUUUACCAAGUCUUGCUAAGUUGGAGUUAACAGUUGAUACCUUAUCAGACUUAUACUUGCUUUUUGACCUAUUUGAUUCUGUUGCUCCUUUGGCUCUUCGACCUGCUGAUAUCAUUCUGAAGUCAAUGUUUACUUUAACUACCCCGACAACAUGCCAGGAAGAGAUACGAAUGAUUGCUGCUGUAAUUUCCCUUCUUAGAACUUUAAUAAUGCAAAAUAGUGAAGAAAUCAUAUUAUCACAUAUUCCAUCAUUUGAUACUUCUCAAACAUUAUUUAGUGGUGUUUUAGAUCAAGAGAAAAUUGCAGGAAGCAGUAUAGACAGUGAUACAGCUGCAACAAACUAUCUUGCUGCUUUUCUUCUUAACAUACUGAGCAUGGCUAUUAAUAAUGUAUGCCAACGCUAUGGUGAAGUUACAAUAUACAAUACACAUGUUUCUUUACUUGUUCAAACCCUUCGUGUCUUUCUUUCUCUUUUAACUUAUAUCGGAAAAUCAGGCUCAUUCAAAAAGCUUACAUCUGUACUCCUUUCUUUGUUGGUUUUAUCAAAAACUCCAAAUACUUCAAGCUUACAUAUCCAACUUACAAUGAAACUAUCAGGAAUUAAAUCAUUGGAACCUCAACUAUUCCUUUUAUGGGUUUAUUUUAUUCAUUCAUUAGGUUUAAUGAACUUUGAUUUUUGGAUGCAGUGCAUGAAUCAUACAAAAGAAAAACAUUAUUGUACAUGGAAAUUCGACUUAAUUGACCAAGCCACAUUUUUAUUGCAUUGUGAUUUAAUGACUGCGAAGUUAAAGGAAAUGAAAGUUGUUCAGUUUUCCUCAGUAAACACUUUUUUAACAAAUAAUGCAUCUAAUUUGUUGCUUAACCUUCGUGAGCGUCCUGUGAAACAGCUUAUUGAUUUUAUUCUUCGAAAUACUGCUCUUUCUCAAUGUUUGCUUUCCAUGUUAUCUGAUGCAGUAUCUACCAUAAUGGAAAAGCAUCUAAUUAUGAAAUCUCUUCUGGUUCUAUUAGAACAUGUGGAAUUGGGUUUAUCAGCAAAUGUUAUUUAUUUUCUUUUAUCUUUGUUGCCUUCUAUUAAAAUAUAUGGACUUGCAAGAAAAGCAGAAACACUAGCCUGUAGAAGAAUGGAAUACCUUCAAUCACUAGAUGAUCAGGAUUACAAACUUCCUAUAGAAAAUUUGGAAAAAUUUUCUGAUGUUGCUAUCCAUAACAAAAGAUAUCCGAGGCUUUGCUCAUUAAUUAAAAGAGUGACAAAACAAAAAGUAUCAGAAAAGAUAGUUUCUCAUCCUUUAGACUUAGUGGCUGUGGAUUUAAAGAAGUUUUCUAUUGAUGAGAAUUGGAUGGUUGAUUUUGUACAAAAGCUUUGUUUUUGUGACCCAGGAAAUGAACAAGAAGCCGUUUGUAGUAUUUAUUUGUUGAGUUCUUUGAAAAAUCAGGUUGCAAAUGGUAUCUUAGAAAAUCAGAAAUUUAGUGUGGUCUUGUUAGAGACACUAUUAAGGGAAACAAGUUUUCGAGAUGUUCGAAAGAGUAAAAAAAGUGAUUUAGAGCUUUCAUACUCAUAUGAGUACUCUCAAAUCUUACCUCCAGAAAACCAGGAUUAUCUUUUUACCUCAGCAAAGACUAGCUUAAUAAAGCAUAUCAAAUGUUUUUUAGAUGAUCUGAGACUUUUUGUGGAACAUGAUUCUUUUCAAUAUGUCUCAUACAAUGUGAACUUUCUUAAAAAUAGUUUAUCAGAUAAGAAUUUGUUGACAAAGUAUCAGUAUCUUGUUAGAUGUGUACUUCAGAUUUUGUAUCCAUCUUGCUAUUUUAAUCAGCCAUCUUAUUUAACAAAGGAGGACAUAUCAAAGAUAUUAGAGCUUGUUUUGGUAUAUCCUUAUGUUUGUAUGCUCCAAGUUGAAACGAAUAAAAUUUGUGUAACUUCAAUUCAACAAUGUUUUCAUUCUUUUGGUUUGGUUUUAAACUGUCAAGAAUUUUUUGAAGCAUUGAGUCAGCAGGUUUAUGCUUUAAUAAUUUCUCAAUCAAUAUGCAGAAUUCAUCUUCUUGUUAAAUACUUAAUUUUAAGACCUGGAAAAGAUCUUGUAAAACUUCCUGAAAUGAUGAAUGGAAACUUAUUACCAUUGAACUCAGCGUUAUAUGAUGCAGCUAAAAAGGUAUCAGAGUUGGUAGAAAGUAUAAAAGAAAUCCUUUUAUUGGAAAAAUCAACUUUACCAUCCUUUUUUUCUAAGCAUUUGAUUGUAACAAUAACUGGUUUAGCUAGAAUUCCUAUUGUUAAUAGUUAUGCACGUAUUCCUCCUAUUGUUUGGAAAUUUGGAUGGAAACCUAGUUUAGAAGGGGAUUUAAAAACAGAGCUUCCUCCUCUUCCAGUAGAAAUAUUGAAAGAAAAAGAUGUUUUAAAAGAAUUUGUUUUUAGAGUAAAUUAUAUAGGUUGGAGUUCUAGAAUGCAGUUUGAAGAAACUUGGGCUGCACUUUUAGGUGUACUUAGCUCACCACCUAUGCUUGAAAAUGUAUCAACUGAAGAAGAUAUUGAAAUGGCUCAAGCAAGUUGUUUGGCAGUUCAUUGUAUUACAUCUUUAAUCUUGGAUACUACUCUAGCUCCAGUACCAGGAAAUUCCUCGAUAAGUCAAUACUCAGUUCUGCAUAGACUACGUGAUUAUCCAUUUUUAGGAAGCAAGCCUGGAAUUAAAUUAACAACUGUCCUAAGUGAAAUAGAGCUUGUUACUCGGUAUCUUUCAUCAGAUUCAUACUUUGUUAAACAGAUAUUGUAUCCAGUGAUCCCUAAUCUGUUGUCUAUCAGACAGAGAAAGCAACAACUCUAUCAUGGUUGCAUGCUGAUUGGAAAGCUUUUUUUUUCAAAUUUAGAAUUUCCUUUGCAACAUCAUGGCUAUAAAAUGGGACAAAUAUCUGCAUCUGCAAUCAGAACUCGUCUUAUAACUUCUGAUGUGGUAGAAGAUACUGACAGUGAUGAUAGUGAUUCUCUUAUAAUUAGAGUAAAAGAAAAGUCUGUUCCAGAUAUUCAUAGGAAGCUUGAUGAGUUAGAUAUUCGGUCAUGCUUGCAAUUUUUGUUGGAGCUGUUUGAGCAGUGGCUUUCUCCAUAUGCUGUUCCUAAAACACCUCUCAUGCUUAAGAUGGAAGCUAUGAAAUCUUUGUGUGUUUUAUCUGACCUAUUGCUGGAAAUGAGUCACUUUGAAUGGAUUCUUGGAAUUUUGAUGGAAUUUUCUCAAAACCAUCCUUCAGAAGAUGAUAUCAUUUUGGAAUAUCUAGUUCCGACAGUUUGCAAAGCAUUGGCUGUUCUAAAACUAGAAGGAAAUACUGCAGAAAGAAUAGUUAAGCUUAUUGAACUUUGUCUCAGAAGCCCUCAUGUUCCCUUGCAGAUUUCUUGCAUGGUUGGAUCACUGUAUAUUCUAGAAUCACAAGUUCAAACAACUAAUGUUCUGCUUACCCCUAUUCUUACAGAUUAUAUCACAAAAAAGAUGACAUCAUUACUUGAAGUUACUUAUGUGGUAAAUGAAAGGUUUGCUAUGACAUUUUGGAGUUUAUGUUUUUUUCUAAUAGAAAACUGUUCUUCAGAAAUCAGUGAUUCUCACUUUGCAACUCUAGUGUUUGAGAGUGCGAGUGGUGAACUCUGUAAAGUUGACGACUUAAAUACCCCUGAAGUCAAUUGCUUACUUUUUCGUGGUCUCGAGAGGCUAGCAGUUUCGUUUUCUUUAACUAAUACCGAAUCUGAACGGCUUGCUAAAUUGUCUGCUCAAUGUAUUGUAAAUGGAACGACGGGAAAAUGUCUCCCUGCAUUAAGUCUGUUAUGCGCAUGCAUGUACACAGGAAAAAAUGCAGAAUAUGCAUCAGUGUUAACAAAUAUUGACGUUGGUGAUGCUUCUAUUGAAUCUCGUUUAAUAAUGAUGGAAAGAAUUAACGUCCUACUGGCGAGAAUUAGGAAGGGUCAAAUCAGCGAAGCCACUCUCUUGGCAAACAUUCUACCUAGAAUUUUACUAGAUUUUCUUCCAGUGCAAGAGGUUAUGAACAAACUCAUCAGCGAGUUUUUGUCUAGUCAGCAACCAAGACCAGAGCUCAUUGCAAAAAUUUUUUACAAGGUGUCAGACAUUCUACAAAAGGAAGGAAAUGAGGUGACCGUCAGAGAUUGGGUGUUUUUAUGUAUCGCCAGCUUUGUUCAAAGAACACCUUUGGCAAUGGCUGUUUGGAGUUUAACGUGUUUCUUUAUUUGCGCCUCCUCAAAUCCUUGGCUAAAAUCUCUUUUCCCAUAUGUUGUGUUAAAUAAAGGAAGAUUGGAAGAAGCAGAUAAAGAAAUAUUUUACAUUGCUGCGCUAGAUUUUUACACGGCUCAGAAACUGGACUCAGCGCAGAGAAAACAGUUUUUUCAAUUCUUUAAUGGCAAAAUAGACAAUCCUGCGUCACCUUACGUUCGACUUCUAGCUUGUUGCACGGAAGUCCAAGCUCUAGAAAAAUUAAAAAAGUAAUGCAUGUUAAAUACAAAUGCAUUAAAAUAGGCAUAUUGAAACGUAUAUUUAACCAAUUAAAGUUUUUUUAAAUAUUUAUAAUCAAGUUUUUUUGCGCAUUUCGGAAACAUUUUGUUACAACUUCUAUAUACUUUUUUUGUUUGUUUGAAUCACUUUUUUUUUUUUUUUUUUU
Molecule: messenger RNA, 9169 nt
Organism: Hydra vulgaris (swiftwater hydra)
Lineage: Eukaryota; Metazoa; Cnidaria; Hydrozoa; Anthoathecata; Hydridae
Product: huntingtin
Cellular component (GO): cytoplasm; nucleus
Source: RefSeq, a predicted model, not a curated record